Molecule: messenger RNA, 4166 nt
Organism: Triticum dicoccoides
Lineage: Eukaryota; Viridiplantae; Streptophyta; Magnoliopsida; Poales; Poaceae
Product: putative disease resistance protein RGA3
Exons: 7
Coding region: 471-3722 (1083 amino acids)
Molecular function (GO): ADP binding
Source: RefSeq, a predicted model, not a curated record
UCUUCAUCUUCUCUUGGUCCUAGCAAGGUGCGGAUCCUCAGAUCGGAUCUCAAUGGGGACGCAGCAGCUCAGCUUUGUUUCUUAAAUCUUUUAUAUGAUUUCCGUACUACGUAUACAACUCUAAAUUUUUCAGCACAAGAAAGCAUCGGGUUCCGGGUUUGCGCAGUCAUAGAAAGCUCCGAUUUGUUGAGACAGAGAUGGCAACCUCACGCAGCAUUGUGCUAGACCGCAAGUACUAGGACCAUUGCUGACUGCCGGAUAUAGAUCGCCAGAUCUAGACCAAGGGGUCUCGCUUUCUUCUCACUGUUACUUCUAUCAUCUCUCCAAAUGAUCCAAGUUCCAGCUCAAGGCACUGGACCCUGCAACUACUUGCGAGACAGCACGGGAUAUCUAUCUCUGCAACAAGAUCCGUCUCUCAUCUCUCUAGUCCAUUCAAGUACUAGUUCAAGCGUGAGCUAACCCUGCAACCGAUGGCGGGGGUUCUGGAUGCUUUGGCAUCCUACGUGACCAGCAUGCUUCCCGAGAUGGCCAAAGAGGAGGUGGCCAUGCUAAUCGGCGUAUCCGAUGGGAUCAAAGACCUGAACAUCAAGCUUGGGGACCUCAAGAAUUUCCUUGCUGAUGCUGAUAGGAGGAACAUCACCGAUGAGAGUGUGCGGGGGUGGGUGGGCGAACUGAAGCGUGCCAUGUACCUAGCCACCGACAUUGUCGACCUAUGUCAGCUCAAGGCCAUGGAGGAAGGUCAAACAAAGGACAGAGGGUGCCUGAACCCUCUGCUUUUUUGCAUGUGGAAUCCCAUCCACACCCACGACAUCGGCACCCGCAUCAAGCUGCUCAACCAAAAUUUGGAUGAUAUUUGCAAGAGGGGCAGCAGUUUCAAUUUCAUCAAGCUAGAAGCCUACCACGACCAAAAGACCACUCCGUCUCCCGCCACUAGCCGCAAAACAGAUUCACUAAUAGAGCGGUCCGGUGUGGUUGGAGAGAAGAUCGAGGAGGACACGAGGGCACUUGUGGAGGUGCUUACAAGGGAGGUGGUAGGUGACAAGAAUGGUCGCCUCGUCGUGGUCGCCAUUGUUGGUAUCGGAGGGAUUGGUAAGACUACCCUCGGCAAGAAGGUCUUCAAUGAUGAGGCCAUCGAAGGCAAGUUUACUAAGAAGAUAUGGCUUAGCAUCACACAAGAUUUCACCGAUGUUGAGUUGUUAAGCACGACCAUCACUGCCAUUGGGGCAGAUCUGCCUAGAGGGGGUGGGGCUCAAGACAAGGCCCUACUCGUCGAUGCUCUCAAGAAUGCCAUCAAGGACAAGAAGUUCUUUCUUGUACUAGAUGACAUGUGGGAUGUCGAUGCAUGGAACAAACAUCUAAUGACUCCCUUUAGCUAUGGUGGCCCCGGUAGUAGAGUCCUCAUCACCACCAGACAUGACACUGUAGCCCGAAGCAUGAAAGCCUUUCAUCCGUACCAUCAUGUUGACAAAUUAGCUCCACAAGAUGCUUGGUCAUUGCUCAAGAAGCAGGUACUCACAUCAGAGGAAAAUGAACCAGAAGUUGAUAUGCUAGAAGAUAUUGGGUUUCAGAUUGUAGCAAAGUGCGAUGGUUUACCACUUGCUAUAAAAGUUAUGGGUGGACUCUUAUGCAAGAAGGAGAAAACACGACGUGAUUGGCAAGAUGUCCUGAAUGAUGAUAUCUGGUCAGUAUCUCAAAUGUCAAAGGAACUAAAUUAUGCCAUAUAUCUCAGCUAUCAGGACUUAUCCCCGUACAUAAAACAGUGCUUCUUGCACUUCUCCCUUAAACCAAAAAAAACAGUGAUAAAUGAUUCUGAAAUUGUGUCCAUGUGGGUUGGUGAAGGAUUGGUUGAAGGAGACACAUAUAAGCGUAGUUUGGAAGAAGGGAAUAAGUACUAUAAGGAGCUAAUAGUAAGGAACCUUAUAGAGGUAGAUACAGAGUACCCUAGUCAACUUAUUUGCAACAUGCAUGAUGUUAUCCGCUCAUUUGCUCAAUUUGUGGUUAGGGAUGAAACACUAGUAGGUCACAAUGGAGAUACUAUCAAAAAAAAUCUUAGAUCACCGAAUUAUCUUAGAUUAUCCAUAGAAACAAAAGGAGCAGGAUCCGAUGAAUUUGAGUGGAGAUAUUUAAGAGAGCAAAAAUUGCUUAGGUCACUAAUAUUAACUGGAAACCUCAAAAGUCAGCCUGGGGAUUCGUUGACUAUCUUCCCAAGUCUACGUCUUUUGCAUAUAGAUUCUGCAAAUAUUGCUGCACUGGUUGAAUCUAUGUACCAACUCAAGCAUUUGAGAUAUUUGGCAUUAAAGAGGACUGAUAUGUGUAGACUACCAGAGAACAUCCAUGAGAUGAAGUUCCUACAGCAUAUUUGCCUUGAAGGUUGUGGAAGUUUCAUGAAACUUCCUGAUAGCAUUAUCAAGCUGCAAGGGUUGAGGUUCCUUGAUAUUGAUGACACUCUUGUUAAUAGUAUUCCUAGGGGUUUCCGAGAUCUUACAAAUUUGAGUGCACUAUAUGGGUUUCCAGCCUAUACUGAUGGUGACUGGUGUAGUUUGGAAGAGUUGGGGUCUCUUUCCCAGCUCAAUGAACUUUCACUAGAGAGCCUAGAAAAUGUAUCUAGUGCCUUGUUGGCUGCAAAGGCAUGGAUAAAUGCAAAGAAACAACUUACCUAUCUUGGUUUGAAAUGUGGUGGUAGAGUGGGAGAUGGGUUGGUCCAAGGAGAAGUCUCUGAUUCUGAGAAGAAAAUAAUUGAGGCGGUGUUUGAUGUGCUAUGUCCUCAGCCUUGCAUAGAACACAUCAAAAUAAAAGGAUAUUUUGGUCGUCGGCUCCCAGGAUGGAUGACAUCCACAGCUAUGGUGCCUCUCGAGAGCUUGAAGCUUCUAGUCCUCGAGGAUCUGCCUUGCUGCACCGAACUCCCAGAUGGCUUGUGUGGGCUCCCGUAUUUGGAGUGGCUGCGAGUGUCCAAGGCUCCGGUAAUCAAGUGUAUCGGUCGUGAAUUCAUCCAACACUACAAUCAGCGGCACCGCCAUUCAGUGGCUGCGAGUGUCCAAGGCUCCGGUAAUCGAGUGUCCAAGGCUGCUACAUUUCCUAGACUCCAGAAGCUGACUUUUGAAGGAAUGGAGGAGUGGGACGAGUGGAUUUGGGAGACAGAAGUGAAAUCUAUGCCCUUAUUGGAGGAACUUGAAAUCAAUGCUUGCAAACUAGACCGUCUACCUCUGGGGCUUAUGUCCCAUGCAAUGGCUUUGAAGAAGCUAGAGAUAUGGAACGUCGAUGCUCUCAACUCCCUAGAGAACUUUGUUUAUGUAGUUGAGCUCGACUUGUAUGACAUACCCGAAUUGGUCAACAUCUCCAAUCUUCCAAAAUUACAAAAGCUUACAAUCAAGUACUGCCCAGAGCUUGAGUCCCUGCAGGAGAUGUCUGCACUCCGGAGACUCGAGCUGACCAUUUUCAACAGCGAAAAUGAACUUCCGGUCUACCUGCAGACUGUAAAGCCUAGUCAUUUGCUGCUGACCUGCAGCCUUCAAGUACUCACUUCCAUGGCUGAGGGUGAAUCUAGCUCCGAGUGGGACAAGUUCAGUCAUAUCAAGCACGUCGAGGCUUAUGCAAAGGAUGGAAAAGAUGAGAAGAAAUGGCACGUGCUCUACAUAUCUGAAUCCUGCAACAUACAGACAAAUAUUCAUCAGGGUCGAUUGGUGGAAGAAGAGGAAUUGGGCGCAACUCAAGCACAGCAAUGAAUGGGACAUAUGAUGCAAGAAUAUAUAUCCGUGCAGGUGGAAUCAAGUAAAUUAAGGCUGCCUCCACUUCCUUCCUACGGCUAGUGAGUUGGCCAUGCAAACCCCCGACUACUGUGAUGGUAUAGUUUUCCAUCUGUUGCAGUGAACUCCAUAUGAAGCUAGAGCUCGGUUCUACCGUCACACUUGAUAUAUAAGCGAGACCCAUAAAGGCUUUGCUGCCAGGUAAAUGGUAGUGCUGUAAUUCCGAGAUGUGAGUAAGGAAAAUGGUAUGUCUUGUAAUCCUGAGAUGUGAGUCGGGAAAAAAGUAUUGAUUCAUUUGUAUCAUGAUAACAUGACUUUAUUAAGCUUAGAACAAUGUGAUGUAUGUUAUUGAAGUUGUGACCCACAAUACAUGGUAUAUCUCCUUUGAUGCUUAAUUAGGCUGGCAAGCUCAGUUCGUUUCAA